GAGACAGUUGAUUCUGUUGCAAUCAUAGUUUUUUGAACGAAGUUAGCAAACCAGUGAUUGAUUAUAUAUGUAUCUACUUUUGUGUCUUUGUGGUUAAUGAAUUAAUAUAUAGUUAUUGUCAAAAUUUUAUUCCGCAAUGUGAAAAUUUUUAUAUAUGUUAGAUAAAAUCCAUUACGACACCAUGGGAACUAAUGGCAAUGGUCGACGAGGGGGUGCAAAAUUGCCCGACGUUCGUCGCCCCAUGGAAGAAGGUGAUUGUGUAAACGAUAUGGAGAGUCCAGAGUUAGAUUUCAUAUAUGACGACUGCGACACACAAGCCAACGAAAUUGCGGAGUUAUAUAGUUACACUGAACAUCCCGAGUUUCAGCUCAAUGUGAAAGCUUUUGAAGACAUCAUGGAAGAGUUCAAUUAUCCACCUAGUUGGCAAAGGCUUACUAAUAAACAACAACGAACUGUUAUAAUGAAAUUAUUGGAGCAUCUCGACGUCGCUGUAAGUGAAAUACGAAUGCGUGCUACACGCUGCAUCUUUUACCUCGCCCAAGGUUGCUGGGCUGAAAUGCAGUCCGACGCUGAGCAAGCACAUUGGGCACGUAUCAACAUAAUGACAUUAUAUGACAUGGGCACAUUUGCUGCUUUUGUUGAAUUGCUUAAUCUUGAAAUUGUUCGUAGUAGUACUGCUACAGCUUCAAGGAAAUUAGCAGAAUCUCUAGCAGACUCAACAAAUUUACGAGUCAUAUUGUCAGUUUUAUAUUUGAUAACUGAAUAUAUGAGAACUGAAAAAGAUAAUCCUGAUUCUGAAUAUAUUCAUUUAGUAAGAAAUUUCAAAGAGGAACUUGGCACACCUUUUGGUGAAGAACUACUGCCUGUGAAACUUCUUGGGAUGGUAACACAUCUUUGUGCUGGAACUACACCACAUUUUCCAAUGAAAAAGGUAUUACUUCUAUUAUGGAAAGUACUGCUUGUGUACUUAGGUGGUUCUAAGGAACUCAAAGAAAGGAAAGCAAAACUGAGGGAAAAACAUGGAUUACCACCUUUGACUGAGGAUACAAUUGAAAUUAUAAAAGGAAUGAGAGCCAGCUCCCCACCUCCAAGUGCUGCUGAUAUGCUAGAAAAUCAAAAUCCAGGACAAAGAAAAUUGAAAGAAAAUGAAAGAGCUCUUCGUAGACAGACUUUUAUGAAACAAACUUCUCUUGAUGAAUCUGAUGAACAAAUUUUUGUUGAUAAGGAAGAAACUGGUAAUGGAUCAGAAGAUUAUUCUAUGGAAUUCCAAUCAAUGCCAUCAGAAAGUGGAAGAAGUGACAAUAAUCAACAUUGCCCAUAUUACAUGUAUUUCAAACAGUUUGAUAGCCCACCGCCUCCACCUCCUUUACCAAGAAGUUUACCAUGGCAGUCUAAAGUUAGACAAAGAGAUAUUGAUAUGUUUCUUGAUAAUGUCAGAAUUAAAUUUGUGGGAUAUUCCCUUCCUGGAGAUAGACAAACAAUUGCAGGUCUCCCACAACCAAUACAUGAAGGCAUUGAUAUUCUAAGGAAGCACAUGUAUACAAGUUUGUCUGAACUUCAAUCAGAAAGAGAAAUUGAAAUAGCUCGAAGUCCUCUUACUAAAGGAGAAAAAGAAGUGGAAGAAACAGAAGCUGAGAUUUUAUAUAGAGCUAUGCUUCCCAAUUUGCCCCAAUAUAUGAUAGCCCUACUAAAAAUACUCCUAGCUGCUGCUCCUACAUCUACAGCAAAGACAUAUUCUAUAAACAUAAUGGCUGAUUUGUUGCCUGAGGAAAUGCCUAUGACAGUGUUACAGUCACUGAAACUGGGUAUUGAUGUAAAUCGACACAAAGAGAUUAUUGUUAAAGCUGUCACUGCCAUAUUGAUGCUGCUUUUGAAACACUUCAAGCUGAAUCAUGUAUAUCAAUUUGAAUUUAUGUCUCAACAUUUGGUAUAUGCUAAUUGUAUGCCACUGGUAUUGAAGUUUUUUAAUCAAAACAUUCUGUCAUAUGUUGGAGCUAAGAACACAAUACCAAUAUUUGAUUUCCCUGCUUGUGUUAUUGGAGAACAACCUGAGUUAACCAAGGAAUGUUUGGAUAUUGGAGAUUCAUCAGUUCCAUAUUCAUGGAGGAAUGUUUUCUCAUGCAUAAACUUGUUGAGAAUUCUUAAUAAAUUAACUAAAUGGAAGAAUGCAAGAAUAAUGAUGCUUGUGGUGUUCAAAAGUGCACCUAUAUUAAAACGUACCCUAAAAGUGAGACAUGCAUUAAUGCAAUUUUACGUUUUGAAGUUAUUGAAAAUGCAAACCAAAUAUCUGGGUCGACAGUGGCGCAAGUCAAACAUGAAAACAAUGAGUGCCAUCUACUCCAAAGUGCGACACAGAUUGAAUGAUGACUGGGCAUUUGGGAAUGAUGUGGAUGCAAGACCUUGGGAUUUCCAAGAUGAAGAAUGUGCUCUUAGAGUUUGUGUUGAUCGUUUCAACCACAGAAGGUAUGGAGCUGGAGGUGAUCAAGAAAUAGAUCUGACACCACUUGAAACAGAUAUAAAUAGUGUACUUGAAAGCAAUGUUGAACUUGAUGAAGAGUUUAAGGAAAAUUAUGAGUUAUGGCUGGAGAAAGAAGUAUAUAAUAAUGAGAUUAAUUGGGAUGUAUUAUUGACAACUUGAAAUGUAUAAAUCAUGUAAACAUUUUAUGAUUUUAAUAUAAUAUUGUAGAUUUGUAAUGCAAUAAUGUUUUUUUAAAUUGUUUCUCAACAUUAUCCAGAUUUGGUAGUUGGCUGUAUAAGGUUUUGAUGUUAAUAAAAUCUUAAGUAAAUUAUUUAUACACUCCUUAACUGCAGUAACUUUUUUAGAACUGUAUUGUUUCAUUGUAUAUAUGCAUGUUUUUUAAUUAGUUAUUACUACACUUAGUAUUUUUAUGCUAAAUUAUUAAAAAUUAAAAGUGUGUUUAAAUUGUGACAUAGAAACUUAAUACUAAAGUUAGUACCUAAUAAUGAAAUGGAAAUAUGAAUAAUCGUGUUUUUAUUUGUAUGUUGAACUGUAACAAUUCUCAAUUGGAGUAUAUCUUAAACAUGUCUAGAAUGAAAUGAAAGAUUUAUCGUUUCAUGUUCUCCUAUAUUAUUAUUUUAAAUAAAUCUAUUAAUAAAGGUAUGAAAUGAAAAUUAAUCGUAUUUUGUAUUAGUGUGGUGUAUUAAAAUAACCACUUUAUUCAAAUAUAAUAUUAUUUUUUAAUAGAUAUAAUACUUUUCAUAUAAAAUCAUCAUCAAAAUAGGCUUAUCAAAAAUGUUAGAAUAUAUGAAAUGUAUCAUCA
This is a messenger RNA of Galleria mellonella (greater wax moth), 3281 nucleotides long. RefSeq names its product striatin-interacting protein 1 (gene Strip). The transcript has a single exon. Lineage: Eukaryota; Metazoa; Arthropoda; Insecta; Lepidoptera; Pyralidae. Gene Ontology annotation, biological process: cytoskeleton organization. The record is from RefSeq and is a predicted model, not a curated record. Bases 155 to 2638 code for a protein of 827 amino acids. Gene Ontology annotation, cellular component: cytosol.